UUUCCCCUUAUUUUUUGUGGCCUUCAAAGUUUACAUUUCAAGUUCUCAUUUUUUUUCUUUAAGGUUACUUAUAGGGGAGGAGCAGAUUUUCCAACUGCUCACAUCUCCUUGUCUUAUGUUUUUUGUCAAUCGUCCGUUUCUUAUCACUGUUCACAGUGAUAAGAGUCUCAAGUUUGCACCACUACUAAGGAAGCUGUGUUGGUAGUUCUUUUAAAAAAAUGACGAGCGAAAGUAAAUUGCAGCUGGUUUGUCUUCAAGAUUAUGAAGAACAUGCGAGCCAGAUUCUUCCACCGUUCGUUUUGGACUUUUACAGGGGUGGAGCCGAUCAAGAACAAACUCUUCGAGACAACCGUGAAGCCUUCAGACGAUGGCGAUUGAUGCCCCGAGUUCUUCGAGGAGUAGAACACCGUUUAAUGGCUACCACCGCGCUCGGGUACCCCAUGUCUGCUCCUAUUGGUAUUGCACCAACUGCAAUGCAGAAAAUGGCUCACGAAAUGGGCGAACUCGCUACUGCAAAAGCGGCAUCCGACGAAGGAAUUGUUUACGUAUUGAGUACUGUAGCCACUAGUACGAUUGAAGAAGUUUCCGAAGCGGCUCCUAAAGGCAACAACUGGUUUCAACUCUACAUCUACAAAGAUCGCCAGGUCACUGUCGAUAUGGUUCGGCGUGCGGAGCAGGCGAAUUUUAAAGCUCUCGUUGUGACCGUCGAUACUGUCAUUCUUGGCCGACGAUUAGCUACCGAGCGGAAUGAAUUAAGUGAUACAGGAAGUUCAUCGUCCAAUAAUUUUGUGGCUUCCCUAUUUGAUCCAAGUUUAACCUGGAAGGAUAUUAGCUGGCUUAAAAGUAUUACGAAAAUGCCAAUCGUGGUGAAAGGAAUUCUGAGACCUGACGAUGCUGAAUUAGCUGUUCAACAUGGCGUGGCGGCGAUUGCAGUUUCGAAUCAUGGCGGAAGGCAACUUGACGGAGUUCCAGCCACGAUCGAUGCGCUUCCUGCUAUUGUUAAACAAGUGAAUGGUCGCUGUGAAGUUUACGUUGAUGGUGGAAUCACCCAAGGAACGGAUGUGUUCAAGGCAUUAGCCCUCGGUGCACGCAUGGUUUUCUUUGGUCGCCCUACAUUGUGGGGUCUUGCACACAGUGGUGAAGCUGGAGUUGUCAGCAUUAUCCGUUUGCUGAAAAAGGAAUUAGACUUGGCUAUGGCACUAUCGGGCUGUUCUUCGGUUACGGACAUUGAUCGUUCCUUAGUUGUUCAUCAAAGCUUGUUUUCCAAUAUGUAACUCCAAGAGAAAGUAAAUUUAUUGGAAUUCCAAUCAUGUGGAUAUUGUGCAAUGGUGAUCAGCAUAUUCAAAACAGCAGACUUAAUAAAUAGUUUUCUUUGCUGAA
This is a messenger RNA of Daphnia pulicaria, 1380 nucleotides long. Its product is annotated as hydroxyacid oxidase 1-like. Gene Ontology annotation, molecular function: oxidoreductase activity; FMN binding. The transcript has 9 exons. The coding region runs from base 219 to 1274 and encodes 351 amino acids. The record is from RefSeq and is a predicted model, not a curated record. Lineage: Eukaryota; Metazoa; Arthropoda; Branchiopoda; Diplostraca; Daphniidae.